Molecule: messenger RNA, 1771 nt
Organism: Physcomitrium patens
Lineage: Eukaryota; Viridiplantae; Streptophyta; Bryopsida; Funariales; Funariaceae
Source: RefSeq, a predicted model, not a curated record
CAUAGGAAAAAGUUGACCGUUUGGUGAAAUGAGUUCAUUCGGUGAUGUAGGGUUUGUGAACUAAGUGUGAAUGUAACUUUCGUCCCCCAGUAGAACCCACUAGUACUACAGUUAUGAGCAACUGUUUUGUGGUAUUUUGCACGAUCGUUGGUGGUUUAGCAUACUUGCGAGAAUCAGUUUGUGUUCGUGUGCUCAUCCCGAGAUUUUCAUUUGAUUCACUCCAUUGAACAAUCUUCAGGUUUAGCGAACGCGUUGAUAGUGAAGCAGAGAGAUUAGAGUGUGUGGAGGCUUAGGACUUGGAAGAGAUGGAGUUUGUGGUGCGGACUUGGAGUGCGGGGGCGAGGCUUGGGUCUAUGCAACUAGCUGCGGGUGUGCAAAUGGAGACACCGACUUUGUUGCUUCUGACUCGCAAGGGAUUGCCAGCUUUUAUUCCGCCGGACCUGCUUCAAAAUUUGCAUCCUGAUGCGCGUGCUUGCCAAGUUAGUCCUCUUCACUUCUUGGAUAGCCCAUCUGCGAGCAUUGUAGAGACGGCCGGAGGGUUGCACAAAUUUGUCAGCAUGACUGGGUUUGGGAUGGUUGCUUUGGCAAGAGACAGUCUCAUGGAUGAAUCAAACGGGGAGGCAUCUUCCAAGUUGGGCGCUGCUUUUGAGACUACUUCUGGCCGGCGCGUAGUGGGUCCUGCAAAAUAUAUGGAGAUCGUGAACGCUUGCAAACCUGACUUGUGGGUCAGCUUGCCCGACGAGGUGCCAACCUGGGCAGCAGAGAAGCGUAAUCGCCUGUCGGUAGACCGCACCCUCCAAUGGCUGGACCACUGCCUCUCAUUGCAACCCGCAGAGCGUGGUAAUAGGUGCCUAGGUGUUGUGGUCGGAUCGGCCAGUCUCGAUGAAAGGAUCCGGUCUGCGGAACAAACAGCUACUCGUAAUGUAGUGGGAUUUUCUUUAGGUGGGUUUGGAUUGGGUGAAGAUGCUUCACAGCGUGCUCUGCAAAUGGAUGCAGUGAUUGCCAAAUUACCUAAGGAGAAACUUCGUCAUACAAGUGGGCUUGGUUUGCCAGACAUGCCUGUUGAUCACAUUGUGACGUCUGCAGAGGAGGUAUUACAAGCUGUUGAGGCAGGUGUUGAUGUAUUUGACAGCAUAUACCCAUUCAUGUUAACGAAGGGGGGCUAUGCCAUGACUUUCCCCCUUAAUAUGGAGAACUCUCCCGGAAACCUUGAUACUCAACCUAGUGCUUCAGAACUGGCCUAUAUUGGUUCAGAUUCGGCGAAAAUGAACCUUCGUUCUGUUGCCUACAGGCUUGACAAAUCCCCACUCGUGGUUGGCUGCAAAUGCUACACCUGUCAAAGGCACACCCGAGCCUACAUCCACCAUCUAAUCAACACCCAUGAGAUGCUGAGUCAAACCUUGUUGGAGAUACAUAACACAUACCACUAUUUGGAAUUUUUCAAGGCAAUCCGAGACGCUAUCAAGGCUGAUAAAUUCCUUGCCUUCAGAAACUGGUUUACCAGCACAAGAAAGGAAACUAGAGUUCAUUCUCCAGCAUCUAAGAGUCCUACUCUUGUGUUGCAUUAGCUAUUUAAAGGAGACUACACUGCACAAGGGUGAACAAUUUUUGGGAGGCAAAUGAUGGUUUUAUGAAUUUCAGAAUGUGAAACUUGAUUUUUUUUCAAACCAUUAGUCUGAACAGUCUUUGCAAGUUGUACAUUUUGAAAAUGAACAGUUCAAUUUUGUUAAAUUUAAUAAAUGUAGAUUUUGAUGUGGAUGAAGUACUAAGA